Messenger RNA from Hydra vulgaris (swiftwater hydra), 1620 nucleotides. Lineage: Eukaryota; Metazoa; Cnidaria; Hydrozoa; Anthoathecata; Hydridae. The record is from RefSeq and is a predicted model, not a curated record.
CACAGAUAAAAACUCACAAAAAAGAUAAAAAAAUAAAAAUAAAACUUGAUCUUAUUCUUAGUAUUAUGUUAUAAAAAAUGGCGCACCAUAUUAAUUGCAUGUUGUAUAUGUUGCUCUAUGUAUCAAUUACAUGUCGCAUAUGUUGCGCCACAUAUCAAUUGCAUGCUGCAUAUGUUGCGCCACAUAUCAAUUGCAUGUUGUUAAUACUUGAACUAAUCAAAGAAAAAAACAAUUUUGAUUCAUUUAAAAGCAAGACAAUACGAUAUAAAAGAUGUGAUUAAUUUGUCUUUGAAAAAAUGUUGCAGAAAAAGAUUACCGUUAAAUCUACAUUAAAACUGAAAUAAAUUGUUCUUCCUUUAAUUUUGGGUUGAUGGCGUAAACAAUAUGAACAAAAUUUGAUAACAUACAUUUAUCGAUUUAACGAUGAAUUUAUCAACGAUUGCUGACUUAAAAAUCAAUAAAAAUAUUGCAGAUUUCCCUCUUAUUGUUGCUUUUGGAUUUAUAUUUUUAACGGGAGGUGUUGGAAACGCACUUGUAAUAUAUGUCUUUUGUUUAAAAAAAAAGACUAAAACUGCUGAUUGGUUGAUUCUGUAUUUAGGAGUAGUAGAUUUUUUCUCAUCAGUUUUUAAUCCACCUUUGUAUAUUUAUUUCACAGUUUUUAAGCUUAAACAGUGGCACUUUGGUAAAAUUGGGUGCAAAAUUCUACCAGCAUUAGGACCAAUAAUGUCUUCUAUUUCCUUCGGAGUAAUCCUCAUUUUUGGAAUUGAUCGAUACCUAGCAAUAGUCUCCCGUGUACAGGGAUCUGUUUUAUCUUGGAAAACAGUCACUAUAGCUUUUAUAGCUGAUGUAAUUUUUUCAAUUUGCGGGUAUCUUCAUUAUAUAAUAGGAUUAAAAUUUUAUUCAUACUUUGGAAAUUCACUUUGUAUUAUCCCUGCUGAGAAUCUAUCUUACGAUGUACCAAAUUGUAUUCUCAUUAUUUUUCGAUUUUCUUUUUUUGUUGCUGUCCACACUUUUACAACUGCAAAAAUAUUUUCAACUCUAAAAAAUUGUCGACACCUGUCUUUUAGUAGGGAAUUACAACACAGACAUCGCCAGGACUCUAAAAAUACUAUAAAUGUGCUAAUAACAAUGGGAGUGGUGUUGAGUUUACUUGUUUUCCCAAAAGAGAUUUUACAUUUAACAUACAGUUUGUCUUGGUUAAAAAAUGGAAAAAAAAUUAUUAAUACACCCAAUUUACAAAUCAUAAACUCGUGUUUAAAAGUACUUCAUACAUCAAAUAGCUGUGCAAAUGUUUUUAUUUAUUCGAAAAUGCACAACGUUUACCGUAAAAACGUCGUUCAACUUUUUUUCAAAAUAUUUUGUAAACGAUCGCGUUCAAGACAAAGAGGGUUAACUGAGUUAAGUCUUAUUACAAAUCAUUCAAAGUAUUCUACAAGAAAAUAAAACAAUUUAAACUUUCUAAAUCAAAUCUUUUAUUAUAAGCUGAAAAAAAUUAUUAUAUUUCGUGUUUGAAAAUCACGUUUACUAAGUUUUUUUCAAUUUUUGUAAUGAGUUUCAUAUUAUUGUUGUAUCUUCCUUUAUAUUAGGGAUUCCGUGCCCAUGAGCACCACGGCGGCCGGU